Molecule: messenger RNA, 1344 nt
Organism: Fulmarus glacialis (Northern fulmar)
Lineage: Eukaryota; Metazoa; Chordata; Aves; Procellariiformes; Procellariidae
Gene: LMO1
Product: LIM domain only 1 (rhombotin 1)
Exons: 4
Coding region: 534-1004 (156 amino acids)
Biological process (GO): positive regulation of transcription by RNA polymerase II
Cellular component (GO): nucleus
Molecular function (GO): DNA-binding transcription factor binding; transcription coactivator activity
Source: RefSeq, a predicted model, not a curated record
GCAAGUGUGCAAAGCUCACAAAUUGAGAGACAGAGGCAGCAGUAGUCGGGCUUAGGUAUUCUACCCUCUCUGAAUAUAAUUUUAGAUUUAGAUUCAGCUUAAAUCCAAAGGGAAAACACUUUAUAAGGUUGAAAGCUGUGUAGUUGCAACAGCCAGGGUUAUGAGCUAUCAAAUGCAAUUACAUUAAAAUAGAUUAUACUGUGUAAAUUGAGCCAUUUAGAAGGUGAGAACCAAAGAAACAGCUCUGAUCCCCUUCUUUCUAAAUUGCAGUUUUAGUUCCUUGCAAUUCUGAGGCACAAAAGUAGGUGAGACUGCUUUUGUAUCUGCAAAGUGCUUUAUUUCUGAGUGUAAUUCUAACUGAGUGCAAUCUAGGUUAAAAGCUGGACAACUGGGUAAUUAGAGCUCACUUGCUGCUAAAGGACGAUCAGCUGUACCGUAGCUCAUUUGUGUUCCCAGAGACUUGUUCUCUUCUCCCCUGAGCGGAGGCUGCUGGAGAAGAAGCAUCUGUCCCCGGACUUUUCUUGAUUGCGGAGAUGAUGGUGCUGGACAAGGAGGACGGUGUGCCGAUGUUAUCUGUACAACCCAAAGGGAAGCAGAAGGGCUGCGCUGGCUGCAACCGGAAGAUCAAGGACCGGUACCUGCUGAAGGCUCUGGAUAAGUAUUGGCAUGAAGACUGUCUAAAGUGUGCCUGCUGUGACUGCCGUCUUGGAGAGGUUGGAUCAACUCUUUACACAAAAGCAAAUCUCAUUCUUUGCCGCAGAGAUUACCUGAGGCUCUUUGGUACCACCGGGAAUUGUGCUGCCUGCAGUAAACUGAUCCCUGCCUUUGAGAUGGUGAUGAGGGCCAGAGAUAAUGUUUACCAUUUGGACUGCUUUGCCUGUCAGCUCUGCAACCAGCGAUUCUGCGUGGGAGACAAAUUUUUCCUGAAGAACAACAUGAUCUUGUGUCAGAUGGACUAUGAGGAAGGGCAGCUGAACGGGAGCUUCGAGUCCCAGGUUCAAUAACAAACCCUGCUUCGCUGAAGCACUGUGGGAUGGGCGCUCGGCUGCGCGAGCAGCGAGGGUGACUGUCAGCUUGCCUGCAAUAUUUUUUUAAUUCUUGGUCCAGAGAGGACUAUAUACAUCGUAGUACUUUCCCCCCCAACACAAAGCAGUUACAAUUUUAGAUGUACAGUUGUGCCUGCUUAGCUGAGCACUGCAUUGCCUGUAUGUUUGUGAGUUUUUGGGGUCUGGGGGAGGGCUCUGUACAGUCUGUUUUCUGUAUAUAAACUGGAACAUUUAUUUUAUGAAAAAUGUAAUGCAAUUUUAUUACUGGUGUGAAUUAAAAAUUAUGAAUGUUUCCUGG